This is a messenger RNA of Daucus carota subsp. sativus, 1593 nucleotides long. RefSeq names its product presenilin-like protein At2g29900. Gene Ontology annotation, cellular component: plasma membrane; nucleus. Bases 198 to 1478 code for a protein of 426 amino acids. The record is from RefSeq and is a predicted model, not a curated record. Gene Ontology annotation, biological process: protein processing. Lineage: Eukaryota; Viridiplantae; Streptophyta; Magnoliopsida; Apiales; Apiaceae. Gene Ontology annotation, molecular function: aspartic endopeptidase activity, intramembrane cleaving. The transcript has a single exon.
UGUUUUUCCAACUUUGAUGCCGUUUCAUUUAUUACGAGUAUGAGGUUAUAACAACAAGAACACUACAACUAGUAGUCUACUACCACACUAUCCAAUCAAAGGCUGACUUCUCCUCCCACAAAAAUCCCAUAACAAAGUUUCAAUUUUUACGGUGUCUUUGAAAUAUUUCAACCCAAAUUACUUGAAUCUGUGAAAUCAUGGCUCAAAACCCCAAACCCAGAAGCAUUAUUGAAUCUUUAGGUGAAGAAAUUGUGAGAAUCAUAACCCCUGUUUCAAUUUGUAUGUUUUCCGUUGUGAUUCUUGUGUCAAUCUUGAACAAUUCAGAGUCUUCUUCUGCAUCGAUCACAAGUGUAGCCACUAUUGCUUACUCUGAGGACUCUUCAGAUUCAUUUUGGGAUAAAUUUGAAGGUGCCCUUUUGAAUUCACUUGUUUUUGUUGCUGUUGUCACUGUUGUUACCUUCAUUUUGGUGCUGCUUUUUUACUUGAGAUGUACUAGUUUCUUGAAAUAUUACAUGGGGUUUUCUGCUUUUCUUGUGUUGGGUUUUAUGGGUGGUGAGAUUGGUCUGUUCUUGAAUCAGUAUUUUAGUGUUCCUGUGGAUUGUGUUACAUUUUUGUUGGUUUUGUUUAAUUUUACUGUGGUGGGGGUUUUGGCUGUGUUUAUGUCAAAAAUGGCGAUUUUUGUGACACAAGGGUAUUUGGUUGUGAUUGGGAUGUUGGUUGCUUAUUGGUUUACGCUUUUGCCUGAGUGGACUACUUGGAUGCUGUUGGUCGCUAUGUCGUUGUAUGAUCUGGCGGCUGUUUUGUUGCCUGGGGGGCCAUUGAGGCUUUUGGUUGAGCUUGCGAUGGCUAGGGAUGAAGAUAUUCCAGCUUUGGUUUAUGAGGCCAGGCCGGUUUUGGCUAGUGAUCUGUCACCGAGGGAAAAUGUGAUUCCAAGACGGUUAUGGAGGGAACCUCGGAGUGGUGAUUCUACUUUAAAUGAGAAUAUGACCACUAGGUCCAAUGUAGUUCCGAAUGUUAAUGCUGUUUCGAGGCUGGAAAGUAGUCAAACUGUAGGUAGUAUUGUCAAUGCCGAGGAGGGGCAGGGAUCAAGAGGGAUAUCUGAGCUUACUGCACCGCUAAUUGAACAUAGAAUUAAUGUGCAGAUGCAUUUAGCACAGCAGGCUGUCGAAACGGAAAACUUGGUUCUGGAGGGAAUUGGAUUAGGAUCAUCGGGUGCAAUCAAGCUGGGACUCGGGGACUUCAUCUUUUAUAGUGUGUUAGUUGGUAGAGCUGCAAUGUACGAUUUCAUGACAGUGUAUGCAUGCUAUCUUGCUAUUAUAGCCGGACUUGGCAUUACUCUGGUGCUCCUUGCCUUUUAUCAGAAAGCUUUGCCUGCUCUUCCCGUGUCUGUUCUGCUAGGUGUGUUGUUUUAUCUAUUGACUCGGCUAUUACUUGAAGUUUUUGUUGUGCAAUGUUCUGUGAACUUAAUAAUGUUUUAGAAGCAGUAGUUGUCUUAAGAAUAUUACUGUAAUACUUCUGCUAAUGUAACUUGUACAACUAAUCAAUUGUUGGUUGUUGUGCCAACCUUUAGCUCUUUUUUGAACUUGUGAUAAA